Molecule: messenger RNA, 263 nt
Organism: Dentiscutata erythropus
Lineage: Eukaryota; Fungi; Glomeromycota; Glomeromycetes; Diversisporales; Gigasporaceae
Source: the annotation of a GenBank genome assembly
GACCAUUGGGAAAACUUUGUAUUCCGUAUUAAAAAUAAUCUAACCAGAAAUGAAUCCAUAGCUAAUUACUCUAAAUUUAAAGAAUUUAAAACCCAAGUAACAUAUUUUCUAACUUUGUAUAUAAAAAAUCGACCGGCUAUUAUCAUCCAGCGAGCAUAUCAUUUAUGGAAAAAACGAAUAAAUUCAGCUAAAAUAAUCCAGCACGCAGUGAGGAAAUGGCUUUAUCGACCAGGUGGCACAUUAAUGAAACAUGCCCAAGAUCG